AUGGAGGAGUCCAAAAAGACAUACCGUGAGCAAGAAAAGAAGAUGACAAUUAAAAUAGGCAAAGCCGGAGGCGGCACUGGAGCAGUGGUUUUGUUGGGUUUAGCCGCCUUGGCUGCUGCUGCCGCUAUAGCGUCGGCCCUCAUAGUCAGGAAAAAGGGGCAGAAAUCUGGCAAGAACCAUCACAGCCACCAGGAGGUGGAGCAGAGUCUACAAACUGAAUUCCCUAAGACAUUAAACAAGGAGAAUGAUCAAGAUAAUGCAAGCGCAGAGAGAGAAUUUAUUCUUCCUAAUACACCUCUGUCUGUAAAGAACCAUCAAUGCAAUAGAACACCAGAUAUGGACGUGAUGAAGGAUGAUUCUGCUUCAUUUCUCUUUACUGAGAACUUCAAAUUGGAUGAAAAGCCCAUGCUUGAAAUUAAUGGUGGAACAGGAGGUCCUGCGUAUAAGGAAAAAGAGGUUUGCUGCUCUGAUAAUACUAAAAAACUGGAAAGCAGUGCCAAUACUGAGGACUCUGUUACUGUUGUUAAUAAGGAAGAAUUCCAUUUGCCAACAUUUGACGAUAAAUUGCUUCUUGAACCGGAGUUGAAGGACAAAACACAAAAUCCUGAAGUAGAGAUCGAGUUAACCAUGGAUGAUGAAGCCAUUGAGGGUGUUCAUAUUGAUAAAAUCGUAGCAGAAAAUAACCAAGAGGUGCAAGAGAAUAUUGAGUGGAAAAUGAAUGCUGUAGAGAUGCAAUUUUGUGAAGAAGAGAAGACUAAGAAUUGUCUUGAUCAAGAAAUUAUUAUAACCACGCGUGGUUCCAUGCCCGGAAAUAUUGUUACGGAGAAUUAUGGUGAAUGUGGUCAAGAAUUAGUACCGCCAGUUUUCAACUAUCAACUUAUUAAUGAACACGAAAGCACAAAUAGUAACAAGAAAGAAAACUCUCUGCUGAUUGCAAAUGUCGAAAAAGUUGAAGGAAAUGGAGCUAUUGAGACAGCUCAAGUAGAUGACAGCAUUCUCAAAUCAAAAAUGCAUUUGGUUAAAGAAAGUGAUUAUCCUGAUGCAGUAAUUGUUCAAGAUUAUGAACAAGAAAUCUCCUGUAACGAUGACGAACAAAAUGUUGAAAACAGCCAAUGUGAAGAUUAUCUCAAGGACGUGCAAACCUUAUCCUUUCCAACAGAACUUCCUGAGACAUUAAACGAGGAGAAUGAUCAAGUAAAUGCAAGCAAAGAGAUACAGUUAAUUCCUCGUCCAUGCACAGGAGCAGCUGAUAUGGUUGUCGAGGCUGAUUCUGCUUCACGUGUCUUCUCCGAGAACUUGAAAUUGAAUGAGAUGCCUAUUGCUGAUGGCUCUGUGACUUCUAUUAAGGAAGAGUUCCAUCUGCCAACAUUUGAUGAUAAAUUGCCUCUUAAACCUGAGCUCAAGGAUAAAAUGCAGAAUCGUGAAGAAGAAAUCAAGUUAACCAAGGAUGAUGAUGCCAUUGAGGGUGUUCAUAUUGAUAAAAUCAUGGUAGAAAAUAACCAAGAAAUGCAAGAGAAUAUUGAAGCAAAAGAGAAUGCUGUAGAGAUGCAAUUUAGUGAAGAAGAAGAUGAGACUAAGAAUUUUUGUUAUGAAGAUAAAAUAAUAUGCACGUGUAGUUCUAUGCCAGGAAAUAUUGCUACGAUUUAUGGUGAAGGUGGGCGAGAAUUAUUGCUGCCACUUAUUGACAGUCGGCCCAUUAUCGAAAAUGAAAACACAAACAGCGACUAUAAAGAAAGCUCUCUGCCAAUUGAAACUGUUGAAAAAAUUGAAGGAAAUGGAGCCAUUGAGACAGCUCAAGUAGAUGACAGCAUUCACAAAUCAAAAAUGCAAUUGGUUAAACAAGGAUGUGAUCAUCCUGAUGCAGAAAUUGUUCAAGAUUAUGAACAAAUCUCUUGUAAUGACGAUGAACAAAAUGCUGAAAACAGUCAAUAUGAAGAUUAUGUCAAGGACGUGCUAACCUUCUCCUGGCCAACAGAACUCCCUGCGAAUGAGAAUGGUCAAGACAAUGCUAGCAAAGAAAUACAGUUUAUUCUUCCUCAUACACAUCCGUCGGAAAAGAAAAAUCCAUGCACAGGAGGAGCAGAUGUGGAUGAGAGCGAGGAUAUUUCUGCUUCAUUUGUCUUUACCGAGUACUCGAUAUUGAAUGAGAAGCCUAUUGCUGAUGGCUCUGUGACUGUUAUUAAGGAAGAAUUCCAUCUGCCAACAUUUGAUGAUAAAUUGCUUUUUGAACCCGAGUCGAAUUACAAAAUUCACAAAAAUGAAGUAGAAAUCGAGUUGGCCAAAGGAGAUGGUGCCAUUGACGGUGCUUAUAUUGAUAAAAUCAUGGCAGAAGAUAACCAAAAUAUGCAAGAGAAUAUUGAAGGAAAACAGAGUGCUGUUGAGAUGCAAUUUAGUGAAGAGAAAACUAAAACUUGUCAUGAUCAAGAAAUUAUCAGCACGGGUAGUUCCAUGCCAGUUACUACAGUUUUGGAGAAUUACGGUGAAGAUAGGAAAGAAUUACUGUCUGUUUUUGACAGUCGACCUAUUAUCGAACAUGAAAAUGUAAACUGUGACAACAAAGAAGGUUCACUGCCCAUUGAAACUGUUCAAAAAAGUGAGAGAAAUGAAGCUAUUGAGACAGCUCAAGUAGAUGAGGGCAUUCACAAUGCAGAAGUGCAAUUGCUUGAACAAGACGAAUGUGAUUAUCCUGACGCAGGAAUCCAAGAUUGUGAGCAAAAACUAUCUCAUAAUGAUGAUGAACAAAAUGCUGAAAAUGGUCGAUGUGAAGAUUAUGUGAAGGAUGUGCAAACCUUCUCCUUUCCAAUUCUCCGCUAUCCGUCCAAAAUUAUGGCUGGAAUUGCUACUGACAAAGACUCUACGAACGAGCAGCUUUCAACUGAAGAUAUUGGAGUUAAUGUAACAAAUGCGGGAACUUCUGCAAAUCAGGAGAUGAAAGAAAACAGCACGCUGGAAUUAGUAGUCUGUCAACAGAAAGAAAUUGAAAAUGCUGAAAAGGAAAUUGAGGAAGCAUCAGAAACAAUUUGUGCAGGAAUUGACACAUCAGAAUAUGAUCCAAUUAUGCAAAUGAGCAAAGACGAAGAGAAGGGUGAAGACAAUGACAGAGAUGAUUUGGAUGAAGAAGAUCUUACCAAUACAAUUGAAGAGAGUUCAGUAGGAACAGGGAAUUCCUCCACAGAAUCCAAUGCAGAGUGUGUAGGAGAAGAAUUGUCUAUUGAUGGCAAAGGCAAUUCAAAGAUGACUUAUAUGGUGGAACUUGCUGAAACACACAAUAAUCAACACACAUACUCAUCCAGGCGGAGAAUACUAAUAGGGGCACUCUCAGCCCUGUCGUGGUUUUCAUGUACCUGGUUCUUUGGUUUGUCCUUCGUCAAGCUCAGCCUCAUUGUGUUCUUGACCAUGAUUCUCUCAAAGAUCCAUGGCUACUGA
This is a messenger RNA of Fraxinus pennsylvanica, 3426 nucleotides long. The record is from the annotation of a GenBank genome assembly. Lineage: Eukaryota; Viridiplantae; Streptophyta; Magnoliopsida; Lamiales; Oleaceae.